AUGUCGAUGAAGACACCCCAAGGGAUGAAGAAAGGUGUGCUCACAAACGUGUGGCACAUCCCAAAGUUAUCCAGAAACCUGUUCUCGGUCGGCCGCUUCACCAAGGAUGUCGGCCCAGUGACGUUCACGAAGGAUGGGUGCUAUGGAGAAGCGAAAGGGACCAAGUGGAAAAUUGGUGCCCGUGAAGGUAAAGGACUGUUCAAGCUGCAAAUGACUCCAGUGGCGCCGGAACAAGCAAAUGCAGCCAAGUCGUCGGGAUGUCAAGGGGGCACCAAGUCGUACCUCUGGCACCUUCGGCUUGGCCACAUAGGUCACGAUGGACUCAAUUGCAUCGUGACGAAGAACAUUGGAAUUGGCAUCGACAUAUCUUCGGUGAAGAAGUGGGACGUGUGUGAAGGUUGUGCUCUGGGAAAACAGACUCGAGUGCGCUUCCAAUCAAACACUACAGCUCGCACCUCCAAACUCCUCGAAGUGAUUCACAGCGACGUAUGCGGACCGAUGUCGAUGGCAACUUUCAGUGGAAAACGGUACUUCGUGACAUUCAUUGAUGACAAGUCAAGAUACUGUGUCGUCUAUCUGCUCAAGAGCAAAUCUGAAGUUGCGGCGAAGUUCAUGGAAUACGCUGCGAUGGCCGAAACGCAAACCGGAAAGCGCGUGAAGUACCUUCAAAGCGACAAUGGGGGUGAAUACAAGUCCGACAAGCUGGCACGAUUCUGCGCGGAACGGGGAAUACAACAAAGGUUCACACCCCCAUAUACUCCUCAGCUAAACGGAGUAGCUGAGAGAAUGAAUCGCACGCUGGUCGAGUGUGCGCGUUGCAUGAUGGAACACGCUGGACUGGGAAAGAGCUACUGGGGUGAAGCAGUGAUGACAGCGAUGUUUCUUCGAAACCGCUGUCCAACACGUGCCAUUCACCAAGACAAGUCUCCAUAUCAAGUGUGGACGAUGAAGAAACCGAUUCUGGCCAACCUUAAAGUGUUUGGAUGCCACGCGUAUGUUCAAGUGCCUCAAGACAAACGCGCGAAGUUCGACUCCAAGUCAUCACUCUGUCGUUUCCUGGGAUACGCCGAACACCAGAAGUCAUAUCGAUUUGAGGAAGUGUCAACAGGAGCGAUCAAGAUCAGUCGCGAUGCCACAUUCAUGGAAGACAAGUUUGAUGAAGGUCCGCGCAACUACAACGAUGAGUCAAGUGUCGUUGAGUUUGAUGAUCAUGAUGAGGACGAAGAAAAAGAAGAAGGUAAAACUGACGACGACAUGGACUCGAGCGACGAUGACAACGAAGACACCAGGUCUUCGAAGAGCAACAUCAAGAGACACACGCGCACUCAAUCACUUGAGAAAGCUACCGUCAUUCAAGUCCCAAGCGAAAGAACAUACAGAGGUCCGUCGCUUGAGCAUGUGUCAGCGGCUGCAAUGGAUUUUGAAGCAGCCUACAUCGUUGAUUCAGUGGGGGAAACGCCGACUACAUUCAAGUCGGCGAUGGAAUCAAGCGACUCCGGCAAGUGGAAAGAAGCGUGUGACUCGGAGUUCGAUUCGCUUCAGAGAAACGACACGUGGGAAAUCGUGCCUCUUCCGAAGGUCGCAAGGCCAUCGGGUGCCGAUGGGUUUUUCGUGUAA
Molecule: messenger RNA, 1617 nt
Organism: Peronospora matthiolae
Lineage: Eukaryota; Oomycota; Peronosporomycetes; Peronosporales; Peronosporaceae
Source: the annotation of a GenBank genome assembly